Molecule: messenger RNA, 1548 nt
Organism: Aureobasidium namibiae CBS 147.97
Lineage: Eukaryota; Fungi; Ascomycota; Dothideomycetes; Dothideales; Saccotheciaceae
Product: FAD/NAD(P)-binding domain-containing protein
Exons: 3
Coding region: 1-1548 (515 amino acids)
Molecular function (GO): N,N-dimethylaniline monooxygenase activity; NADP binding; flavin adenine dinucleotide binding
Source: RefSeq, a predicted model, not a curated record
AUGGCAGGCCCAAUCGACACAGCAGCCGCUGCCUUCAACAAGUUUGUCUUGAUAUGGUUUCGAAUCUAUCAAAUGGUCCUCGCCAAGAUUCUCGCGCCAGACCCUCCACCUCCUGGAAAGACACUACGAAGACCUCGUAUCGCUAUCGUGGGAGCAGGACUUACAGGUGUCUCUGCUGCAGCACACUGUGUCGGUAAUGGCUUUGACGUCCACAUCUUCGAGGCAGGUCCUCGUGAACACCUGGGAGGGAUCUGGGCAAAAGUCAACAACACGUCCGGUCUCCAGAUUCACUCGGUCAUGUACCGCUUCUUCCCAACCGUAUUCUGGAAUAAAGGCUACCCUAAUCGCAAAGAAAUCGUUGAGCAGAUCGAAAAGGUCUGGAAGACAUACAAUCUAGAAGAAAAGACGACAUUCGAGCACAAAGUCAACUCGGUUGAAGAAGACGACAAAGGCCGAUGGAUCAUCAACAACAACUCAGACGAGAGGUACGAUGGAAUCAUCGCCGCGGUCGGCAGUUGUGGUGAUCCCAAAAUGCCACACAUCCCCGGGCAAGAGAAAUUCAAGGGUCAAAUCUAUCACUCGAGUGAGCUUGACGGCAAGGACGUCAAAGACAAAACUGUCCUCAUCAUAGGUGGAGGCGCAAGUGCCAUUGAGGCCAUGGAGUUUACCACAAAAGCAAAGGCUAAGAAGGCGAAGAUCCUCUCGCGAUCUGAGAAGUGGAUCAUCCCGCGCAACCCUGUUAUAGACAUGCUACUCUCCUUCAACGUCUUCGGACAGGAGACUGUCUUCUCGUGGAUUCCGGAGAGACUGCUACGCAAGUUCUUUUACCGUGAUCUCGCAGAUAUUUCACCUCCACCUGGAUCGGCUGGUCUGUUCGAAGAGACGCCUAUGGUCAACAAUGACGUCUUGGAGCAGAUUCGAUCUGGCAAUGCUGAAUGGCUACGAGGCGAUAUCCUAGAAGUGGAAGAGAACGGCAUCAGAUUCAACCGCCGCCAACAAGGCGUUCCUAAGAAUGGUCCUGGAUAUGAGAAGGUGGAAGAAGGUGAAGUCAUCAUCAUGGCAACAGGAUACAAGCGUCCUAGUCUGAGCUUCUUACCCGAAGAGUGUUUCGCCGAGCCCUACUCUGCGCCCAACUGGUAUCUCCAGACUUUCCCUCCGCAGCACAAAUCCAUCUGUGCCAACAACUGCACCUACGUUGGCGGCAUUGGCACUGUGGGAAACUUCCACAUCGGCAUCUACACCCGUAUCCUGCUCAUGUUCCUCCUCGAUCCACUCACCAGGCCAUCAACGUAUUGGAUGCAAUUCUGGGUCGAUAUGACCAGAUGGUUCAAAGCUCGUGCCCCGACUGGCGCAUUCGACUUUUUCACCUACAGCGAAUUGUUGUGGUGGUUCUUCUUUUGCGUGACCAUCAAUCCGUUCAGAUGGAAGUGGGCCAUCUUUGUGUUUACCGGUGUAGGUAUCGGGCUGCCUCUGAACGUGGUCGAAAAAGAGGAUAAGAUCAGAAAUGGACUCGGCAGGCCGGCUGAUCACAAGACGCAUACCUACUAG